Molecule: messenger RNA, 663 nt
Organism: Didymodactylos carnosus
Lineage: Eukaryota; Metazoa; Rotifera; Eurotatoria; Philodinida; Philodinidae
Source: the annotation of a GenBank genome assembly
AUGCCAGAUGAGCCAUACUACUGCAGUGAACAAAUACCGAUUCCUCCUGAAUUACCUGAUAUAUUAUUACAGUUUUCCAAAGCUGCAAUACGAACUCAGCCAACUGAUGUUCUUGCAUGGAGUGCUGCAUAUUUCCGAGCUUUGACGAAUGGCGAGACGCCUCCGGUUAAAGAAAGGCUGGAAAUGCCCGUUGCAACUCAAAAAACGGAUACCGGUCUUACUCUUGGAUUAUUGAAAGUUUUACAUAGACAGCUGUCACCCAAAAAUAUGGUGUCUCUUGGGGAAAUUCAACAGAAGUUUGAUCAAUUAAAUAUUCCACGUGAGCAAUUUGACGAUAUCGUACAAAUAGGUGCAUUUCAUGAUGACGUACAGUGGGAUAAUUUUUUAGCGAUUGCUGUUUCAAAAUUAGCACGGAAUAUAACAGAUACGUUAACAAAACUGUGUGAAUUGUUAACAAGUGAUCCGCCAGGUGCAAAUGCACGGAUACCAUUUGAACAAUGGAAAAAAUUCUAUCGGUAUUUAGCUGAACUAGACGGUGAUAUUUCAGAAAAGCAUAUUAAAGAAGUAAUUGAUUAUCUGGCAAAUGAAUGGGUCAUUCGACAAAAUGGUAUGAUCCAUCCGCGAAACUUUAGUCAUUCAGAAUGUCCUAAAUUAGCACCAUGA